UUUUCAUACAAGUGACAUAUUAAAUAAAUUAUACAAAUAUUCUACAUUUUUUUGCCCCAACUUGAGGUAUAAUAUUAUUAUAUCAAUAAUGGUCUUUAAAAAAAUUAACGCGCUCGAAAUUCUAAUGCUGCGGGCCGACGAGAACGAUAAACAUAUUACUGGCCGGCUAGUAGUAAUACACGUCGUCGUCGUCUGGGAGAUUUUCUCGGACAUCGGUCUCUGUGUUGGACGAUUUGUAUUUAGCUCAUUAGCAAUUCUCGAUUAAAUCCCAACGUACACGUAUACCUAUUAUCUUCGCUCAAACAAAAGAUGGCAACUAACUAUUAUAACAUCGACGCUGUAAACGUCAUAUUGCUUGAAAUCUUAGAAGACAUUGUUGUCAACAUUAUGGAUGGCACUUACGCUGAUGAAACAGACGAAUAUCUCGUGGGUUUAGUUACCCUUCUUCUGUCUGCCAUUGAUUCGGGCGCUACUACUGCGAGUGGCGACGAUCAGACCCCGGAGUCGGAGCCUGAAGGACAAAAUCCGAUUCUUGGAGGCGCAGAUGGACAGGAGUUCGACGAAGACGCCGAGGAGUCCGUCUCCUUGCACAGUGAUGGAUUGCCGAGCGGCGAUGCGCUGUCAUCUGCAGCAGAGUCGGAGCUUGCUCCGAUCCCAGAGGCAGCACCGCUCAGCAACAACAACACUGUCCAGGAAGACGACAAUUCGAAAAUUUCGGAAGCAGAAGAGGACCAUUCCGUUUUGUUGGCGAGCAGCUGUACGUCGUCGUGUGGGGACGCGCCGUCCUCUGUCGAUCCCACUCCGACUCCCGAGGGCGGACCACUCGACGGCGUUUUGCGUACAGAAGACGUGUUGGAUGAGAAAAUUGAGCCGGCUAGGGGUAUAGUUGUAAAAAAUAGUCUUGGUGAGCUGGUCGGUUGGUUGGACCCGGCGGCAGCACCCGGAAAAAUCGAUCCACCUCGUACGAGGUGGAAAAGCGUGAGACGCUUUUUCCGGGCUCUGUGCUGCUGCCGAUGAGAACCCGUCCGCAGCUCACCCGUUGGCCGUAGACGACGGGCAGGAUGACGGCGACACAGAGGAGGGGAGGAUGUGAGAAAGAGCACGGACGGUGCGCGGCGGUAAGUCACCCACGCACGUUCUCCGGUCACCCGCGGCGCGACGGGUUGUUCGCGGGCGUAGCGCGCUCUGUCGUCUUUGACGCGCGAGACCCUCUGGCGGCUCGGCGAGCGCCCGGCUGCAGUUACGGUCACGUGGAGC
Metopolophium dirhodum (rose-grain aphid) is the source of this 1257-nucleotide messenger RNA. RefSeq lists its product as uncharacterized. The transcript has a single exon. The record is from RefSeq and is a predicted model, not a curated record. NCBI's taxonomy places the organism in Eukaryota, Metazoa, Arthropoda, Insecta, Hemiptera, Aphididae. Bases 310 to 1017 code for a protein of 235 amino acids.